This is a messenger RNA of Rhineura floridana, 474 nucleotides long. Its product is annotated as heat shock protein beta-7-like. Lineage: Eukaryota; Metazoa; Chordata; Lepidosauria; Squamata; Rhineuridae. Bases 1 to 474 code for a protein of 157 amino acids. The record is from RefSeq and is a predicted model, not a curated record. The transcript has 3 exons.
AUGUCUUCUGUGAGCUCAUCGUCCACCUUCCGCUCGGAGCACAUCAGCACCUACAGUCCUGCGAAGCCUUGCUUUGAACCCCUGCUUGACCCUCCACAUGGGAUCUUUGGUGCCGGGAGGGCCCGAGAGUCCUAUGGAUACUCAGGCUCACCCCCAGCAGUACACCCCUCCACUCUGGGCAGCAGCAACGUGAUCGCCAGUGGCGACAAGUACCAGGUCAUGGCUGACCUCAGUCAGUUUGAACCUCAAGACAUUGUGGUGACCACCUACAACUAUUGUAUUGUCAUCCAGGCGGAGAAGGUGGCGGAAGAUGGCACAGUCUCCAACACCUUCACUCACAAGUGCCAGCUCCCAGCAGACAUGGAUCCACUGUCCAUCAGCUGUUCCCUGAACGAUUCUGGCAAGUUGAUCAUCACUGCUAGGCGGCAACUCCUGGCCCCACCACCUCUCUAUCGCACGGAAGUCAAGCUCUAA